AUGGGACGCGGUCCUGCGCCCUACUGCAAGGACAGGUCCUUCGUCUUCCUCGGGCUCCUGCAUUACCACGACGAGCAAAAGUACUAUUUGCUCGACGACCCAAGCAUCUCGUUCCCCACCGACAACUAUUUACACGGACUGGAGUGUCACAUCGGUAUCUGUAUAUUUCGUUUCCCGUUUAAGAAACUCCUUCAGAACGAACGCGAUGUGGUAACAUUGCCGAAGGCCAUAGUGAAGUGUGGUCUGAUCAUGUACAAGCUGCCUCCACUGACCGCCACCUCGUGUGUCAUCACAUCGGGAUCUUUCAUACUAGACUUCAAUAUCCAAGGCUUGCGGUAUCGCCACUACGACUAUUUAUUGACAGUACCAAACGGCUACACGUACUACACUAAGGAACCAAACUCUCCGCUUAUUUGCGACCACCACGUCUGCGAAUGGAACUACACAAAUCAUUAUGGCGGUCCAUUUCUAAUACCCGGCGAUCCUGGAACUGGAAUCGAUCCGGUCCCCCCGUACAUCGAGCCCACGCCCAAACCAGAUGAGCCAGUGGAAGACGACAACAUAACUGUGCCUUAUAUUCUGGACGGUUGUUUAUUCAUGUACCCCCCAAACUACGGUUCGAUAGCAGGCAAGAGCUAUUUAGAUCCGGUAGAUUUACACGACGACAGGUUUACGUGUAACGCCGGUGGGAAUAAAGGUCUUUAUUGGUAUCCACAAUGGAUGGGCGCCAUUCCCCAUCAGCCGUACUCCUCGAUAGAUGACAAGGAUACGUUCUCCCAUCCCGGCGCCUACUAUCCCCACCAGAAAGGAUACGACAUGGACGACGAUGUAGAUUAAAAUCGAA
This is a messenger RNA of Bombyx mandarina (wild silkworm), 844 nucleotides long. RefSeq lists its product as uncharacterized. The record is from RefSeq and is a predicted model, not a curated record. Lineage: Eukaryota; Metazoa; Arthropoda; Insecta; Lepidoptera; Bombycidae.